Messenger RNA from Oncorhynchus gorbuscha (pink salmon), 2419 nucleotides. Its product is annotated as calcium/calmodulin-dependent protein kinase II inhibitor 2-like. The record is from RefSeq and is a predicted model, not a curated record. The coding region runs from base 402 to 638 and encodes 78 amino acids. Gene Ontology annotation, biological process: negative regulation of protein kinase activity. Gene Ontology annotation, molecular function: protein kinase binding; calcium-dependent protein kinase inhibitor activity. The transcript is spliced from 2 exons. Lineage: Eukaryota; Metazoa; Chordata; Actinopteri; Salmoniformes; Salmonidae.
GAGAGAGAGAGAGAGAGAGAGAGAGAGACAUACACACACCCGGAUGGAUGACUUCACCGUUCCGCCUGGGUUUCCUUUAUGAUCCCGGGAUCUCCCACUUUCUUCAUCAGACUUCAUCGAGCAACACAGGCGUACAGACCGCUCUUCCUCUGCUCUCCUCUCGAACAGCGACACAACAGCCUGCAAACACCCCGCCUCAACCCGGACUCUGAACCUUCAACCUUCACAGGUUGGCUAAGCACGAAGAAGUCAAUUAGUGAUUUUCCAAACGGAUUUUCACUGGAAAGCUCGACAAGUCUAAUUACAAAGCCAAGGAUUUCUGGGCUACGUCAAGUAUAGCCGCCAACUUUAAACCGUUUUUUUUGUUGCGCUGUUGAUCCGUCCGUCUCAGCCGUGCAAUAAUGUCCGAGGUACUGCCGUACAGCGAGGGGAAAAUGAGCGGCUAUGGGGACAGCGAGGCCAGUCAGGUGUCCUUUAGCUGCGGACUACAGGACACCAAUUCGUUCUUCGGUGCGUCGCAAGCGAAAAGACCCCCAAAGCUGGGACAGAUCGGCAGAGCCAAGAGAGUGGUCAUCGAAGACGACAGAAUAGACGACGUUCUAAAGGGAAUGGCAGACAAGUCGUCACCAGGCGUUUAAAGAUGAACAAUGCCUUGCAGACUUUUUAUUUUGAUCACCGAUUUGAAGCACUUGUCGGCUGUGCAUGUUCGAGGAUUGUAGGAGAAACGAUGGCACGAAGCGAAGACAAGGGGAAGGAAAGGGGUGGAAAGAUAUUAUGUGAAGAUUGGACGAGAAAGCAGAGGAAGAGUUUGAGGAAGAGUCCGGAAAAGACCGAGAUUUAUCUUGUGGUUGCUGACAAUUUGAUGAAACCCGAUUUUAACUUCUGCUGCGCAGCGUGAUGUUGAGAUGGCGGAUCCUGGCUCCGUGUCCUGGCUCCGUGUCCUGGUCCGUGUCCUGGCUCCGUGUCCUGGUCCGUGUCCUGGCUCCGUGUCUCAACCUCAGCUGACUUCUCUGAUGGAUGAACUUGCCAUAACAUCACGACCAUCUUCCAAAAGCGCCGUAAGCAACAACAAACUAGAACUGGUGGCAGAAUUUCAUUUAAAGCUCUGUUUCUAUAGUUGUACCCAGUAGACUGCCUAUGCUCGAAGAACAUAUUACCCCUGCAGGCUUUGCAUUGUUGAUAACAAUCGGCGACAUUGCAUUCAAGGGAGCUGUACUUUUCAGCAUUGGUCGAACGUAGAAUGCAUUCCUAUCCGAUUGCUGCUAAAGCUUUUUAAUACAGACCAACCAAACACUGAUAGCCAGUAACUAGAAUGAAUCCAUUAUGUGUAACAAACAUAUAUAUAUACAGAGGAUGGUGCAAUGUUAAUAUUUUAUUUCGUAGGCCUAUAUUCACUUUGGCUUCACCUGUAAAGAAUAAGCUAGUAGGCCUAAUGGAUAGUCCCCAGGUUGAAUUGAAUGAAAUUGAUACAUGGGCUUACAUUACCCCCCCACGGUUAAAGAUGCAGGUCGGCGCCUUCAUGUAACUUUAGCCUACCGACACCUGCACAUAGGCUCUCUGUUUCACUUUUACAGACUAGAAAUAUUGAAGGAGGCCAGAAGAGAUGGGCAAAUUAUAAAUGUUUGAAACAAUAAUCAUGAAAUUAAUGGGAAAAUAUAUAUUUUUUAAUUUAUUUAUUUUGAUGUUGCAAUUAUUCGUGUUUUUCGUGUUCUAUAAUUAAAAGUCAAAUAUUUUAUCUAUCUAUUUGCAUGAUCUUUCCCUCCGGUGCCACCACAGGUGCCAACCACUCCUACCCUGGCACGCUUACAUUCAUAUUUCAAAAGUCAUAUUUGUAUUUUUAUAUCUAAAUAAUUGUUAUUUAAAAAUUAUAAGCUAGUCUAUUGUCUUACAGUUCAUCAACACAAAUGUUUGUAUUAUAGAGAGGAUAUGCAGAUUGAGAAUAGCCUAUAUAACGGAGAAUCUAAGAGAUUUCGGUGUUGACUUUUCUCAUUCUAUAUCAAAGGGACUGACGUUUUUUUAAAGACUAACUGAAUGUGUUUGGGGUUUUGUACACAUCAAUGUUAAACUAUUAUUGAGAAAUCGUAUACUGUGACUUAAGCUUCGUUGAUGCAUUUGUUAGAAAAUUGCGAUUUUAGAGUAUAUUGCACUGUUUACGAGUAUCCUCAAAUAACACGUUAUUUGACCAAUUUUGGACAUUACAGUUAUGUUUUUUAUUUCGUUUAUCUUGUACCAUUCUUUGGAGGAAACUGAAUACGGUUUGUUGUGCAUGAAACCUUAAUACUUUCAAUAAUGAAACAUCGUUUUAUGAAGCAAAAAAGCAACAAAAGUGUCAUGACAUUCUAAGAAUGAGUCAUUGUAUAUUAAGAUGCCAUUUUCACUGUAUUUGGUGAACUAAUAAAUGGUGAAAGAACAUGUGAAA